This is a messenger RNA of Anopheles bellator, 1024 nucleotides long. Its product is annotated as luciferin sulfotransferase-like. The record is from RefSeq and is a predicted model, not a curated record. NCBI's taxonomy places the organism in Eukaryota, Metazoa, Arthropoda, Insecta, Diptera, Culicidae. Gene Ontology annotation, cellular component: cytoplasm. The transcript has 5 exons. Gene Ontology annotation, biological process: sulfation. Gene Ontology annotation, molecular function: sulfotransferase activity. The coding region runs from base 41 to 1024 and encodes 327 amino acids.
CACCGGCCGUUAACACAUCAAACUGAACUGCCCCACAAAAAUGUCCACCUCGUUCACCAUUACCGACGUCGAAUCGGACCUUGGUUGCCCCGGGGCUUCGUCCUACAUUAAAGUGCAACUCAACGAUCUAUCCGACUACCCGCUCGGUGUCGGAUCACUAGCACCGGUCCCCGUCGUAGUGCCGGCCAAGUAUCAAAGCUACGCCCAGCAAGUGCGAGACUUUCAAGUGUACGAGGAUGAUGUGUGGAUUAUCACCUUCCCUAAGUGUGGCACCACCUGGACGCAGGAGAUGGUCUGGCUGAUCGAUCACGAGCUGGACUAUGAAACGGCCCGAGCUGUCAGCAUCAACACUCGAUCGGUGUUUCUGGAGAUCGGUGCCAUUGCGGACGGCAUACCGGUGGACACGGUGAGCACCACGGCCGGCAUGAAACGUCCGCGGCAUAUUAAAUCCCAUCUGCCACUGCCGUUGCUGGCCCGUCAGCUGUGGACGGUGAAACCGAAGAUCGUGUACGUCACCCGAAACCCAAAAGACGUGGCCGUAUCCUAUCUGCACCACUACCAGAUGAUCAUGGGCUUUCGGGGCACGAAAGAAGCCUUUCUUAAUGGGCUCGUCGAGGAUCGGGUCAUGUUCUGUCCGCAGGUGCGCCACGCGCUCGAGUUUUGGCCCUUGAAAGAUUCCGCCCCGAACGUUCUCUUUCUGACGUACGAGUCCAUGAAACGGGAUCUGAGGGAUGUUCUGCUAAGGGUUAGCGAAUUUUUCGCUAAAUCCUACACCGAAGACCAGCUCAACAUGCUUGCAGAACAUUUAUCGUUCGAUCAGAUGAAAAAAAAUCCAUCCACCAACAACGAGCAGAUGGUGCGCGGCGCAAUGAAGAUGAACGGUCGGGAAGGCGAACACUUUGAAUUCAUGCGGAAAGGCAUUGUUGGGGACCAUCGUAACGAGCUGUCGGAAGAGUAUAUCGCCAAAUUUGAUCGUUUCCUAGAGAAACAGCUCGCCGGAAGCGAUUUCAAGUACGACGAGUGA